Messenger RNA from Mercurialis annua (annual mercury), 2466 nucleotides. Its product is annotated as pentatricopeptide repeat-containing protein At3g29230-like. The record is from RefSeq and is a predicted model, not a curated record. Gene Ontology annotation, molecular function: RNA binding; protein binding. Gene Ontology annotation, biological process: RNA modification. The transcript has a single exon. NCBI's taxonomy places the organism in Eukaryota, Viridiplantae, Streptophyta, Magnoliopsida, Malpighiales, Euphorbiaceae. The coding region runs from base 297 to 1838 and encodes 513 amino acids.
AUUGACAUUCACACAUACAAACAAACAAAUGCCUACAUACAGAGUCUUCUCAAUAUUACAUUAGUUCUUGAAUUGUGAAUUUGUGAUGUAGGAACAUUGGAAUUUUCUGCUCUAUUGAGGCCCCAGCUUUGAAAUAAUUGACAUUUCCUAUGUCCUUUAGCCUACACCUUAUCCUUAAAGAAUCUGCUCUAGAACUUAUGUGUAAUGUGUCAUGUUUUGUUACUGGUAUUCAAACAGUAAUGUGUAUAACCAAGAACAAGACAAACAAAAAAGAACUCAACUUUUGAAGCAUUGAAAUGCCAAUUUUAGCCAGCAACAGUUUCUUACCGUACCCAGAAGUUAGGAAAUGGAAUGAGAUAAUCAAGAAAAAAAUGGACAUGGGUGAUGCAGAACAAGCUAUUUUAACCUACUUGAAAAUUCAAGAACUUGGUUUUUUUGCUGAUAAUUAUACAUUUCCUGUUUUACUCAAAGCUGCUUGGAGAAUUGGUUCAUCUCCAAUUGGGUUUGCUCUUCAUGGACAAACUAUAAAGAUGGGUUUUAAUGAUCAUGUGUUUGUUCAAACUGCUCUGGUUAAUAUGUAUGGAAAUCUUCAUUGCGUUGGUGAAGCUUUUAAAGUGUUCGACGUAAUGCCUGUGAGAGAUUUGGUCACUUGGAAUUCUAUGUUGGAUGCGUAUGCUUCGAAUUCUGAAAUGGAUUGUGCUGCAAAUAUGUUUGAUGUAAUGCCUUUAAAGGACCUUUCGUCUUUCAAUAUUAUGAUUUCGGGGUAUUCAAGUAGUGGAGAUGCAUUGCUGGCUAGGGGUAUAUUUGAUCAGAUGGUAGCUAGGGAUAUUGUUUCUUGGAACUCGAUGAUUUCAGCAUAUGUUAAAGCUGGAGAUAUAGAGAAGGGACUUGAACUUUUCGGAGAAAUGUCGAUGAAGAAUACUAUUACAUGGAACACAAUUAUAACAGGAUGUUUACAAAGUGAACUUUUCGGUAUGGUUAUUGAUUUGUUUGAAGAAAUGAAGAACACAAACUGUAUACCUGAUUAUUUAACUGUGACUAUUGUUUUAUCUGCAUGUGCACGUUUAGGAUCGUUGAAAACAGGAACUAAAAUCCAUAAAUACGCUAUUGACAACGCGCUGGUAUCAAGUGCGCAUGUGACAACAGCUUUGAUAGACAUGUAUGCUAAAUGUGGAAGCAUAGAGCAGGCUUUACAGGUAUUUUAUAAAUCCCAAGAUAAAGAUAUUUAUUGCUGGAAUGCUAUAAUCUCUGCACUUGCACUUCAUGGUUAUGGCUAUGCUGCUCUUAAAAUCUUUAGCAAAAUGAGAAACAGUCAUAUAAGAAUACAACCUGAUGAUAUUACAUUCAUUGGCCUACUUAAUGCUUGUAGCCAUUCAGGUUUGGUGCAAAAGGGCUGUCAAUUGUUUGAUUCCAUGCAAAAAGAAUUUGGAUUGUCACCCAAAUUAGAGCAUUAUGGUUGCAUAGUUGAUCUGCUUGGUAGAAGUGGUCACCUUGAUCAUGCAUUUCAGAUUGUUGAGGCUAUGCCAUUUGAACCCGGAGAAUCCGUCCUGGGUGCUCUGCUUAGUGCCUGUAUAGUUCAUCAGAAUCUUACAAUUGGAGAGAAGGUGGUAAAGCUUGUUUCUUGUAGAGGUUCAUAUGUUAGUGAUGGUGAGUUGAUGAUGUUUUCUAAUUUGUAUGCAUCAUGUGGUAAUUGGGAAGAAGCAAAGAGAUGGAGAGAAAUGAUGAACAGUACAGGCAUUGUUAAAACUGCUGGAUAUAGUUUCAUUGAAGUGAGUGGAAAGUUUCAGAAGUUCUUGGCUGGAGAAAUGAGCAAAAGUGAUUCAGCUGCCACACUGUAACAUUUAGCUGCAUAUGCUUGGCCUUAUAAGCCAUUUCAUGGUGGGUUGGUGCCCGUAUAUUCCACGGAAAAUUCUGAUGUGAAUCUAGUUCAUCGCAUAAGAUUUAGAUUUUUUCAUUCAUACUAUGGCAUGUGGUGUAAUGUAAUGUUGGUGGCUUUUUAAGAAAGUUUAUUUUAGAGACGGAUUUAAGCAUUGGUGAUUCUCGAUGGACAAAUCGGGAAUCCACCGCUAAAUAGUAGCGCCUUUUUAGUGCCACUUUUACCGACAUGAUUUAGCGUCACGCCGGCAGAGGAUUCCGUCAAUAAUACCAUUGCUCAAUUAUUGGCAGUACAUUUCCAGCCAACUGUUCCGACGGUUUUUGGCGACGUUUUAUUUUGGUCGGCAAGAUUCUGUUUGCAAAUCCGUCCCAUCAUUUACCGACAGAUUUGAUAUGGUCUCCAAUUCUACUUAUGUGGCAGUUUGGUGAGAAAGAUUUCAUCAAGACUAAACAUACCACUCUGUAGAGCUAGCCUGACAACCUGGCAAAUGCCAAGCCACAUAUAAUAUUUAUUAUUUAGUUGGUCAAUUAAUUAAUAUUAUUAUGUAGAUAUGCAAUUGAUUUAGUGGUAAUUACUUAUCAUUUUCUUGA